Molecule: messenger RNA, 1239 nt
Organism: Henningerozyma blattae CBS 6284
Lineage: Eukaryota; Fungi; Ascomycota; Saccharomycetes; Saccharomycetales; Saccharomycetaceae
Gene: LEU5
Product: coenzyme A transporter
Exons: 1
Coding region: 1-1239 (412 amino acids)
Biological process (GO): transmembrane transport
Cellular component (GO): mitochondrial inner membrane
Source: RefSeq, a predicted model, not a curated record
AUGACCAAUGCGAAUAAGACUUUAAUUUAUAGUCCUCUUUUCGAAGAUUCCAAAUUAAUUAAUAAAUCAUCCUUCCCAAUUCAUUAUCCACCGCCUUUCCCUGCACCAGGUUCCGUACCAUCUUCUAAUAACACUGGUACUGGUACUGGUCCCCCUUCGUCAUUUCCACCACCUUCCUCUUCAUCUUCAGGUGGUCGUGAACCUUCUAAAAUUGAUUCUGAAUAUGAAGGUCCUAAAUACAAUAAAAAUUCUCUUGAGUAUAUCUUACGUUCAGGAUUGGCAGGUGGUAUAUCUGGAUCAUGUGCUAAAACAUUAAUUGCUCCAUUAGAUAGAAUCAAGAUUUUAUUUCAAACUUCAAACCCUCACUAUACUAAAUAUGCAGGUUCUUUAGUGGGGCUAAAAGAAGCAUUCAAACAUAUAUAUAUUAAUGAUGGUAUUCGAGGAUAUUAUCAAGGUCAUUCAGUGACCCUUUUAAGAAUUUUCCCCUACGCGGCUAUUAAAUUUAUUGCAUAUGAACAAAUAAGAAAUGUAUUAAUUCCAUCAAGAGAAUAUGAAACACAUGUAAGAAGAUUAUUAAGUGGUUCUCUUGCCGGAUUAUGUAGUGUAUUUGUUACAUAUCCAUUAGAUUUGACAAGAGUUCGUCUUGCAUAUGUUACUGAACACAAGAGAAUUAAAUUGACCAAUACUGUUAAAGAAAUCUUUAAUGAACCUGCAUCUAUCACAUUAAUAAAUAAUAAAUAUAUACCGACUUGGUUUGCACAUUGGUGUAAUUUUUAUCGUGGAUUUGUCCCCACAGUACUUGGUAUGAUACCGUAUGCAGGAGUUUCAUUUUUCGCGCAUGACCUUUUACAUGAUAUUUUAAAACAUCCAAUUAUAGCACCAUACUCUUUAUUAAAAUUGACUGCUGAGGAAGAAAAGAUUCGAAUCAAGAAAAAUCAAAGAAGGCCAUUAAGAACAUGGGCUGAAUUAGUAUCUGGUGGAUUAGCUGGUAUUGCAUCUCAAACUGCAGCUUACCCUUUGGAGAUUGUUCGAAGAAGAUUACAAGUGAGUGCAUUAUCUACAGCUAAUAUGUAUACACAUGAAUUUUUAUCAAUAUCCUCGAUAUCCAAAAAAAUUUAUCAAGAAAGAGGUUGGAGAGGGUUUUUCGUAGGGUUAAGUAUUGGAUAUAUUAAAGUGACACCCAUGGUUGCAUGUAGUUUUUUCGUUUACGAAAGAAUGAAAUGGUAUUUAGGUAUUUGA